This is a messenger RNA of Misgurnus anguillicaudatus (oriental weatherfish), 2905 nucleotides long. NCBI's taxonomy places the organism in Eukaryota, Metazoa, Chordata, Actinopteri, Cypriniformes, Cobitidae. The record is from RefSeq and is a predicted model, not a curated record.
AUAAACACAACCAGGAAAUUCAGGAGUUCAGGGAAACUGAAACUGCUGGGCUGUUGUGUGUUUCGUCUUCUUUCUAUGAGUAGCCUACAUAGGGUGAAAUGGCAGAAGCCAGUAUUUCAGUGGUUCAGGAUCAGUUCAUCUGUUCAAUCUGUCUGGAUCUACUGAAGGAUCCAGUGACCAUUCCCUGUGGACACAGUUACUGUAUGAGCUGUAUUACAGACUGCUGGGAUCAAGAUGAUCAGAAGAGAGACUACAGCUGCCCUCAAUGCAGACAGACCUUCACUACAAGACCUGUUUUAAAUAAAAACACCAUGCUGGCUGAAGUGGUGGAGAUACUGAAGAAGACAAAACUACAAGCUGCUCGUCCUGAUCACUGUUAUGCUGAAGCUGGAGAUGUGAAGUGUGACGUCUGUACUGAGAGAAAACACAAAGCUGUCAAGUCCUGUCUGGUGUGUCUGAACUCUUACUGUCAAACUCAUCUUGAACAACAUGAAGAACUUUACUCAGGAAAGAGACACAAAGUGAUAGACGCCACUGGACGACUUCAGCAGAUGAUCUGCCCUCAACAUGAGAAACUUUGUUGUAAAACUGAUCAGCACUGUACAUGUCUUCUGUGUAUUCUGGGGGAGCACAAAAAUCACAACACUAUGCCAGCUAAAGAAGAGAGGACUGAGAAACAGAGUUUUCAGUCUCUCUCUGUUCCUCCUGGAUCUUCAGACUCACUCAGCAUCACUGUCAGCUCUCUCAUCUCUUUUAAUGAUGUAGGAAAAUCUGUGUCUCAUCUGAGAGAAAAACUGGAAGAUUUCUGUAGAGAAGAGAUAGAAAAUAUAUUUGAUAACAGUAAAGCACCUGAACCUGACACUAGGGAGCAGUUCCUAAAAUAUUAUCAUCACUUCACUGCAGAUCCAAACACAGUAAAUAAACAACUCUGUCUGUCUGAGGGGAACAGAGUGAUUACUGACAUUUACAGAGUUCAGCCGUAUCCUGAUCAUCCAGACAGAUUUGAUGUUUAUCCUCAGGUGUUGUGUAGUAAGAGUGUGAGUGGACGCUGUUACUGGGAGGUUGAGUGGAGUGGUGCGGUGUUUAUAUCAGUGUCAUAUAAAAGCAUCGGCAGGAAGGGAUGGGGUGAUGAGUGUAUGUUUGGACGUAAUGAUCAGUCCUGGAGUUUGUGCUGCUAUGACUUCAGUUGUUUUUUCAGGCACAAUAACAUUGAGACUGAUCUCCCAAUAGUGUCCAGAUCUUCUAGAAUAGGAGUUUAUGUGGAUCACAGUUCAGGAUCUCUGUCCUUCUACAGCAUCUCUGACACAAUGACCCUCAUCCACAGAGUCAACACCACAUUCACUAAACCUCUCUAUCCUGGGUUUUGUGUUUGGGGAUCAGUGAAACUGUGUGAUAUAACAAUAUAGAUGUUAAAGAGAGUAUAAAUAGUUUUGUCAUAUAAGAAUUUUCAGGCCCGGCCCCUGUGGUCAUGGGGCCCUAUGUAAAACCAUGAAAAUGAGCCACACUGGUGAAAAAAAAAUCAUAGCAAUGCAAUUUGACAAGUUGAAUUAAAACAGACAAAAAUGAAAAUGUAUAUAUUUAAGUGUAGAAGUAUUAAUUAAGUGCAACAUAUUAAGCAAUGUUGUUAAAGUGAACAGAACUACAGUACUGUAUGUAUCAAUACAAAUAUCAUGGAUAUUAAUACAAAAUAAUGUAAAUUAAUGCCAAAUUAAUCAAAUAAGACACACGACUGAGAUGGAGUAUGUCUAUAAACAGAGCACAGUAGUCCGAGUAGCCGUAAAGGAGGCAAUCAACAUGGCCGCCAUGCCAAGUAAUGACGUCACGACGCCCAAGCCAUAUAGGACUAACAUUAGCUGUAGUGGCUCACCGGAAGUUUUGCCCAUAUGAGCUCAAAGAUGGCGGUGCCCGGAUUUACGUCAAGAAUAGAGGGUAUGCAUUGACGUCACUUUUCCAUGUGACCACGCCUGAACUCGCCCUGUUGAGUGGCAAAUGAUUCAACAAAAUGGCUGGUUAUCAUAGCGGCUGCUGCGAAAAACGCCAGUAAAACUGACUUUUAUCAGCUUAAAUUUAGUUGGACUUGAUAGCAGAAGUGGACAAUAUCUAGUUACAUACUUAAAUGUUUUUAGAAUCAUACUAGAAUCAAAACAGAGGACAAUUAAUAGUCUUAUACCAGUUAAUUUGUGACUGUUAUAGGUAAUGAGAUUUUAAAUGCUGUAUGUGUGAUGUGUAUAUGUGGAUAAAAGUAUACAUGUGGUUAUGUUAUAUGUAUGUUAAACCUAUGUAUGUUUUACUUGGUGUAUUUUAAUUGUGUAUAUGUUUUAGCACUUUGUGGGCCCCAGGAAGACUAGCAACCACAUUGUGGAAGAUAAUGGGGACCCAAAUAAAUAAACAAAAUAAACAAAAUAAACUGUGUAUUUUUUAAAUUGCAUAUUAAAAUGUAUUUAAUACCUAAUUGCAUUAAAAGUGUGUACUUGAGUAAAAGUAUGUUUAUGUCCAUUAGUAUGUGCUCCGUCAAGCAUUGUCUUCGUAACUGUGAGUGGCUAACUAAUUUGUGAAGUACACAACUUACUGUAAAGCUAAUAUUAAUCAAUGACUUCAUAAGUUUCUCUUUAUAACGUUAUUCUCGUCAAAACUGCAAAUGAUGCAAGUUUUAUGUAUUUUGUUCUCUUUGUGUUUUAAAAUUAUUUAUAAUAAGUCAAGUUUACUGUUUAGUGCACUGAUAUCCAACUAAUUUUGGAUAAUAAAGUUUAUUGUUAACUUCUUGCCUAUAGUACAUAUCUUUGUCACAUCAAUAUAAGUGUUGGAUCACCACAUUUGUGAGUGAUCACCACAUUUGUGAGUGAUCAUUGCAUUGCAUUGUAUUUAUUCAUAGUAUAUUAUGUUAAAGUAUAUAGUGUAUUCUAUG